This is a messenger RNA of Trypanosoma conorhini, 1233 nucleotides long. RefSeq lists its product as uncharacterized. Gene Ontology annotation, molecular function: metal ion binding. NCBI's taxonomy places the organism in Eukaryota, Euglenozoa, Kinetoplastea, Trypanosomatida, Trypanosomatidae. The coding region runs from base 1 to 1233 and encodes 410 amino acids. The record is from RefSeq and is a predicted model, not a curated record. The transcript has a single exon.
AUGGGGAGAAACCGAAAACGUGGCAUAGUGAAGUCAUCCAAGUUCAAGACUUCUAUUUGCACGUUUCACAUAAAUCCCACCGGAUGUCCCUUUGGAGAUCGUUGCGCAUUCGCUCACGGUGCCGAAGAGCUGCGCAGCGAAGUUGAGAACACUAAGAAAAAGAAUAAUCGAAGAUAUACAACGUUGAACAGCGAUGCUGGCUCUGGUAAUGAACUUGUGGCGAGGUGUGGCGGUGUUGCGCUAUCGUGUGGCGAGACUCAGCUUUUCGGGAUCGCCAGCAAAGAAACGUCCUUGUCCAUGAGGAGUAAACGGAGAGACUUCACUGAAGUUGUCAGUUGGGGAGAUUUUGCUUUGAAAGGCACAAUAUCAGCACCUGCGAAACCAGAGAAGGGUAAUGCUGCGACAAAGAACUUUGCGUCUGUGAACAAUGCCGCGAAGAAAAGGAAUUUUAUGCCUCAAACCGAAGUUUGCAGGGAAAUGUGUUCAAAAAACCAAUGCUGUACAGAUAUAAACAAACAUGGAAAGUCAAAGAUAGUUGGGACACAAGAAACUAAGGCAAGUGCUUCAGGGGAAAUAUAUUCUACCAGCAACUCUCUCUUUCCUAGUAGUAUGGGGAAGAUGGACGGUUUGACGCAGUAUCCUUAUUUACCCCCUGGCGCGUUGUUGUUGCCAUAUUUGGGAACCAUACCAAAUUUUGGCUCUACCCCUUCUUCUCAUCCGGGGGCCGCUUACGUCAUGUGCGUUGCCGCGGAUGGAAGUCAGGGAAAUAGUGUUCCCUGCUUGCUUCCCCUUACUACAUCCUCGGUUACCGAAAUGAAAGAUCUGAUAACUCUCACCGAUACAUCCUUUAUUCCUUAUGUCGCGUUGCCUGAAGCCAACUGUAGCAAUAACGUUACAGAUGGUGGCAAUCAGCAUGAUUAUCCCUCUUCUGCCUCUAAUACUGUCUUUCCGAGAAUGAUGCCUGUACCGUUAACGUCAUUCUCUAGAAUUAUUCCGACUAACACCUUUCCCUUGUAUAAGGGACAAGAGCGGCCUAAUGUUUCGGGAGUUGGGACAUGCUCAUCAUCAAUGCCUAAGCGGGGAUUUUUCGGGAACGAUAAGAACAAUAAUAAGGAUGACGAUGCUGACAGUAAGAAGGACUGUAUCAUUUCUCUCUCGUCUCACGUUUCUGCUAUGAAGACAAAUGUGGACGAUGAGACAAUGGGGUUCACAGGAGUGCCGGAGUGGAAUUAA